Scleropages formosus (Asian bonytongue) is the source of this 4587-nucleotide messenger RNA. RefSeq names its product VPS35 endosomal protein sorting factor like (gene vps35l). Gene Ontology annotation, cellular component: endosome. The coding region runs from base 51 to 2954 and encodes 967 amino acids. Lineage: Eukaryota; Metazoa; Chordata; Actinopteri; Osteoglossiformes; Osteoglossidae. Gene Ontology annotation, biological process: endocytic recycling. The record is from RefSeq and is a predicted model, not a curated record. The transcript is spliced from 30 exons.
GAAGCGGGCUCGUUAACGAGAGGGGCGGCGGGGAGUCAUAUGACACAAACAUGGCUGCUGUUCAGUGGCAUUCGCGGGUGCGCGCGUACGAGUCUGAGCUGCGGGCCGCGCGCCUGGAGGCGGUGCCGCUGGAGCCGGGAGACCCGCACCCGCUGAAGAGCAUCACGGUGACGGACUCCAAGUCACGACGGGGAGGAGGGCGGAGAGGCAGCACCUCCUCAUCCUCAUCCUCUGGGUCCGUGGCCCCAGACCCCCUCAGCUCCAUGCUGGACGGCACAGACCCCCUCUCCAUGUUUGCUGCAGCUUCCGCCAGCGAGGCUCCCACCCUCUCACACAGCACAGCGGUGGGGGAGUCGGGCAGGAAGCGCCGGGAGAAGGAGGAGGAGGUGGGGCCAGACUUCGAACCCUGGUCAGCCAAGCGUGGAGAAAUCCUAGCCAGGUUCACAACCACGGAGAAGCUGUCCAUUAACCUUUUCAUGGGCUCCGACAAAGGCAAGGCCCCCAGCCCCAACUCCACAGUGUCAGAGAAGGUGCGAAACCGCCUGGAGGAGCUGGAUGACAUGGAGGAGGGCUCUCAGCGGGAGCUGCUGAACCUCUCCCAGCAGGACUACGUGAACCGCAUUGAGGAGCUGAACCAGAAUCUGAAGGAGGCCUGGUCCUCGGACCAGAAGGUCAAAGCUCUCAAGAUUGUAAUCCAGUGUUCCAAGCUGUUGUCCGAUACAUCCGUCAUCCAGUUCUACCCCAGCAAGUUUGUCCUCAUCACGGACAUACUGGACACUUUUGGGCGACUGGUCUAUGAGAGGAUCUGGUCCAUGUGUUCUGACUCCCGGGCGAUGCCAGAGUCAUUCACUGCUGACGAUGUCAACGACACAGCCAAGGAGACGUGCCUCAACUGGUUCUUCAAGAUUGCUUCCAUCAGAGAGCUCAUCCCACGACUAUACGUGGAGGCGGCCAUCCUGAAAUGCAGUUUCUUCUUGUCCAAGACCGGCAUUCAGGAGACUCUGCCUCGCCUCACAGCGAUGAUCCGGGGCAUAGGGGACCCCCUGGUGGCGGUCUAUGCCAGAGCCUACCUUUGCAGGGUGGGCAUGGAGGUGGCGCCACACCUCAAAGAGAGCCUGAAAAAGAACUUCUUUGAUCUGCUGGCGUCGUUCCGGCAGAUCCACAGCGACAGCGUGCAGAACCAGCUGGUGCUGCAGCGCGUGGAGAUCCCUGUCUACCUGACCCUCUACUCCCCAGCUAUCAACUGGAUCCUGCAGUGUGUAUCCUACCGGGCACCGGAGACGUUACUGACAGAGAUGAUGGAAAGGUGCAAGAAAUUGGCAAACAAUGCUUUGCUGCUGAACUCUGUGAUGUGGGCCUUUCGUGCAGAAUUUGUGGCAGCCAGGGCCACAGACUUCAUUGGCAUGAUAAAGGACUGUGACGAGGCUGGGUUUCCCAAGCACCUACUGUUUGGCUCUUUGGGCCGGAGUCUGGCCUGUGCCGACCCCCCAGAGAACGAGAGGCUGUCCAUCUUGAAUGAAGCGUGGAAGGUGAUCACCAAAGUGCGCAGCCCACAAGAUUAUAUCAACUGUGCUGAGAUCUGGGUGGAGUUCACCUGUCGGCACUUCACAAAACGGGAGGUCAACACUGUGCUUGCAGACAUCAUCAAACACAUGACACCAGACCGUGCCUUUGAGGACGCCUACCCUCAGUUGCAGUCGGUGAUAAGGAAGAUCCUCAACUACUUCCACGACUUCUCUGUGCUCUUUUCUAUGGAGAGGUUCCUACCCUUCCUGGACAUGUUCCAGAAAGACAGCGUGCGCGUGGACGUGUGCCGCUCCAUCAUGGAGGUCUUCAUCAAGCACCAGCAGGAGCCCACAAGGGACCCAGUCAUUCUUAAUGCCCUGCUGCACGUCUGUAAGACUAUGCACGACUCUGUGAACGCUCUGACUCUGGAAGAUGAGAAGCGGUCUCUCUCCCUGCUCAUAAAUGGCUUCAUCCGCAUGGUUUCUUUUGGACGUGAUUUCGAGCAGCAGCUCAGCUUCUGUGUGGAAGCCCGUGCUACAUUCUGCAACCUAGAACCAGUGCUGGUGCAGCUCAUUCACACGGUGAACCAGCUGGCGAUGGAGACACGCCGCGUAAUGAGAGGGAACCAUUCCCGCAAGACGGCAGCGUUCGUCAGGGCGUGUGCUGCCUACAGCUUCAUCACCAUCCCCUCCCUCACCAGCAUCUUCAGCCGUCUCAACCUCUACUUGCUGUCCGGGCAGGUGGCGCUGGCCAACCAGUGUCUUUCCCAGGCUGACGCAUUCUUCAAGGCGGCAGUCAGCCUGUUGCCCGAAGUGCCACGAUCAAUCACUGUUGAGGGCAAACUGCGCUCUUCCGAGGCCUUCCUGCUUGACUUUAUCAGCAACUUCCUGUCCACGCUGCUGGUGGUGCCGGACCACCCAGAGCAGGGUGUGCUGUACCUGGUGCGCGGUCUGCUCAACAUGGUGCAGGACUACACCUGGGAGGAGAACAGCGACGCCAAGGUUCGCGUAUACAUCAGUGCCCUGCCCCUGCUGGCGGCCAUGAGCCAGGACACCUACCUGUACGCCAUCCCUAAAGUGGACUCUAACGAGACGCUGUAUGGCGGAGACCCCAAGUUCCUGGCCGAGGUCAACAAGCUGUGCGAGACCCUCAUUGGGCAGGUGCUGGACCACCUGAAGGCCUUGGGCAGAGAUGAGGGUGCAGGCGUGCGCAAGCAGGGUACCUUGGCCUUCUCCCUAUUCGGCUGCUUGCUGGCUCACGGAGACCUGCGCAACAACAAGCUCAGCCAACUGGCCGUCAAUCUGUGGAACCUGAGCCACAAGCACGGCUACUGUGACACGCGCAAUUCUGUGCGCACCCUGGAGUACAUCAAGCACCAGAGCCAGCAGCCAGACAUGGCCCACCUCUCCGAGAUGGCUCUGCGGCUCUCGCUGCAAUCCAGGGCAUAAAUGAGGCCGCCUCCCACCAGCCUGUGCUCUUUCUGCUGGAAUGUACCUAGAGCCUGUUUGCCCUGGUCGGCACUGCUGUCAGGACCACCUUCCCCCUGAGGCAACAGGAGGUGGGCCACUCACUACUGCUCUAAUAGUUUGUUCUCAGCUAUAUAUCAAAUAAUGUGAGGCUCUGGUUUUAAAGCCAGUUUAUGGUCCUUUGUGUAUCUCAAAAACCUAGCAAACGUAUCCCUAUUGCAUUUCAAAUUCCAAUUUGCAUAAGGCAGGAAGUGGCCAAUAGCGGUAACCACGCAGUAGAGUUUGUCGUAUGUGUAGGAUGUGAAUACGUGCAUAAUGGUUAAACAAGCUGCUUCAUGUAGAGUUGUGCACAAGGUGUGUUGAUUUCUUUAGAAAAAUGCCUUAUUUACUGUACUUUAUACAAAGGAGUUAACUAUAGAAUGUAGCUGUUGACUUUCCACAACUCCACCUCUAAGGCAGCCUCCUGUUAUGCCCCACACCAGCGCACAUGUCAAAAACUAGUUUUUCCAUGUUUUGUACAUUACAGAAAAUUACAUGAAUUUAGAACAUUAUGCAGUGUCUACAUACUGAUUCUUUUCAUAACGGUCUGCUUUAUUUACUAAUACAAAUGAGAUUUGAGGUGACAAGCUUUGAGUCCGGUGUUGUAACUGCUGUCAGAGAGCCGUACGCAUAAAAGCAGACCGGCCAGCGCUGGUUCAGUAGUUUUAUUUCACAGGAUGGUUACUGCUCCAAACACCUGCCUGAGAGAAGCCUCUAGAGAUAUCAGGCACGAUCUCCCUAUUAAAACUUAAAAAGCACACCAGCUUAACAACGGUUUCCAAAAAUAAAGGGGUCUGCCAUCGCUGGAUUAGUACGUGACAGACUCUUCCGUGCCGUCGUCUGUCUGACCACGUCUUUUGAAGCAGACACAGUGGAAGAUGGACUGAAGUCCUGUUUUAUAUUCAUUAACACGUGAUCAUAUGAAGAAACAAGCCCCCUUUGCAUUCCAGACCAUUAAAGAAAAGAGACAUGCCCAUUUGCUUUGAGAAACUUCUGGUCACACUUGGAGAAUGUACAACUUUAAUGUCAUAAAACGCAACCAGAUAUCCCAUGUCUCACACACCUCACAUUCAGACAUCCUGUAUAUAAAUGUCAAUAUGACAAUAAACACUCUAAACAAAAGGUCAGUGUGUCAUGGGGUGUCCUAUCUUAGGGUCAGGGCCAAAAUUACAUGUGUGUCUCACCACUCCGAGCAAUUUAUGAAGGCUGCUGAAGUUCACGUAUGGUAAAGGGUCUGUGAAUUAAACAGCUCACCUACUGGGCUUGAGGACCAAGACACACAUGUUCACAUUUUAUUACCAUGACUUAGUUCUCCCUUUAAUCCACUCUGCAACUAAUACCUAAAAGACGUGCUGAACAGUCAUCAGCCAGCACAGGCGACCGCAACCGGGCUGCUACGUGAACAAAGACAAAGCGAACACAGCACAACAUGUGUGAACUGUUGGUUUGUACAUUUUUAGCCAUUUAUUUUUUUAUCAAUUGCCCCAGGUCACCACGUUCUGGAGGGGGGAAAAGGAAAUAAACAUUCAGUUACUCUAACAGAAAACGUUCAGAGGACGGUGACUAAAGUACGAGG